GGUUUGGGAGGCCGCGACUCAUACAACCGAUAAACCAAUUGCCAUUAAGUCCGAUUUUGAAGAGCGUUUGAUCCACCCAAUCAGACUGCUCGGAAAAAGGCGCGUCGCGGCCAAUGGGCUUUGAACGAGCAGCGCGGUUUCUUGGGUGACAUUUCGGCUGGGCGCUUUUCGGGGGACCCGGGAGGCGAGGCGAAGGAGUGUGGCGGCGUCUGCGUCUCGGCCUUCGGGUGACCCCCCCCCAACUUCUGCAGAGCGGCCGGCCAACCUCCUCUUGAAAUCCUGGAACCUGAGAGAGAAGAAGUCAUUUUGAUACUGUUUGGAGCUGUUGUCCUUUGAACAAGUGAAUCUCCAGAGUUCUGCUGUUCUGAAGGAGUGCUGCAUUGCCUACCAGUAGAUCCUAUACGUACUGUAUUUAGUGAUCCUGGUAAGAUUGUUGUAUUGCAAUGCAAAGGGCUUCACGGCUCAAGAGGGAGCUGCACCUACUGAUGACAGAGCCACCACCAGGUAUUACUUGUUGGCAGAAUGAAAGUCGCAUUGAUCUUCUUCAAGCACAAAUUCUGGGUUCUGCAAAUACACCUUAUGAAAGAGGGGUUUUUGAUUUGGAGGUUGUUGUACCUGAAAGGUAUCCAUUCGAACCUCCGAAAAUACGUUUUCUAACCCCAAUCUACCAUCCCAACAUUGACUCAGCAGGAAGAAUCUGCUUGGAUGUGCUCAGAUUGCCACCUAAGGGUGCAUGGAGGCCAUCCCUGAAUAUUGCCACCUUGCUGACCUCUAUACAGCUGCUUAUGAAUGAACCCAAUCCGGAUGACCCACUCAUGGCUGACAUAUCCUCAGAGUAUAAAUAUGACAAGCAAGCAUUCCUCAGAAAUGCUAGACAAUGGACAGAGAAAUAUGCAACCCAGACAACAAUGGUCUUGGAAACUCCAGAUGACGUGAACCACCAAAGUGAGACCAACCCAUCCAAACUUUCUGAUGUUUCCCAGAAAAGGAAAGGAAGCAGUGCUGGUGGGUCAUCCAAAAAAGUUUGCUCAGAUACAUAGAGGAUUUGCCGCUGUACAGUAUCCCAUUCUCUGUCAGUAUUUGUUUUUAGUGCCAUUUUCCAUCUCUUAAAUAAGUUUGAUGUAAUUAAUGUACUGUUUACUCAUGAUGUAAUGCCUCUGCAGCUGUCAAUGAUCUUAUUAUAGUGUCCAGUAUGUUGGUGUCUGUUCUUAAAAACACAUUGCUUUACUUCUCUGGCAUAUCCACAUUCUUCAGGGCAUUUUCUCUUUUAUUUUAUUUUAUGCUGGAUUCCCUAUCUUUUGCUGUAGUUAUGCUCAUUUUUAAAAAACAAUAAAGGCAAGAAUGAAUACAUAAUA
This is a messenger RNA of Pogona vitticeps (central bearded dragon), 1355 nucleotides long. RefSeq names its product ubiquitin conjugating enzyme E2 T (gene UBE2T). The record is from RefSeq and is a predicted model, not a curated record. Lineage: Eukaryota; Metazoa; Chordata; Lepidosauria; Squamata; Agamidae.